AUGAAUGAGAAUCUCCUUACACCGAAUCGUGUUCGUCAACUGCGAAUGGCUUCGGAUAUUUCGUUUCCGAUGUUUCUCUCCGCUGGCGGCGUCUUCUCCAAAAUCCACAAGAACACCAAAAAGAGAGUGGUCAUUUGCCUCUGGACAUUCAUCGAGCUCCGAUUCAAGUGCGAAUUUGACAGGAAAAGCAGUAUUCGGUGUAGACGAAUCAAUGGAACCGAACGUUUACUCUGGGAAGCCGGUAGGUCGUGGGCUGGAACACUUCGAGCGUCUGACGUUCGCAAGGGAAAGGUUUUCACGUUGGCGAAAUCGCUUUUCAAAGAUAUUUACAUGCUAAGAUCCGCGUCAUAUUGCAUGUCAGAAGCACUCGAAAUACAUGAAAAAUUUGUUUUUGAGCGUCAAGCUAUUGAAAAGUAUUUGCAUUCGAAAGGUGUUCCAAGCAUUGUCGCUAAACGAAUAUAUUCAAAAAACGUUGUGAGACUCACAUCAAGUGUGAAACCGUUUCAUCUGCGUGAUGUCGCCAGAAUGAUAUUCGCUCUGAAUGGAACCGACGAUAAUCAAAGCAUUGAAUAUUGGUUUCGCAUAAUUAAUGUUGAUGGCGAAGAAUACUUGAGCAAAGGUUAUCUUCGUUUAUUCUAUAAACGGAUUGUGGGAUUUCUUGCCAAAUAUAAAGUAGAAUGUCUUAGUUUCGAUAAUAUUUACACUCAGUAUUGUGAUAUGCUGAGAACGGAUAAGUGGACACUUCCAGUAUUGAAAGCAAAUCGGCAUCUUAGUUCUCGUGUUCUUCAUGGAUUUGUGAACGCCUUCUCAUUUUUCAACGAGGAAACUGAUGAAAGAAUGAACCAGAAGCGGCAGGACGAUGAACUGUUUGGAAUGGAACGCAGCGAUUGGGAACGAUAUUUGGAUCACCAAUACGAUAGUUUCUAUGAGGAUGCUUCAGCUGUUGGUGAAAUUGAAACGAUCAACCUGGGAUAA
This is a messenger RNA of Caenorhabditis bovis, 975 nucleotides long. The record is from the annotation of a GenBank genome assembly. Lineage: Eukaryota; Metazoa; Nematoda; Chromadorea; Rhabditida; Rhabditidae.